This is a messenger RNA of Closterium sp. Naga37s-1, 2229 nucleotides long. The record is from the annotation of a GenBank genome assembly. NCBI's taxonomy places the organism in Eukaryota, Viridiplantae, Streptophyta, Zygnematophyceae, Desmidiales, Closteriaceae.
AUGGCUCUUGCUGCUGCUCCGGCUGUUAGGGCUUGCACCCUACCAGCAGAUUCUGCUCGGCAAACCACGGCUUCUACCAGGUCUGCUGUCAGCACUGGUGCUGCUGCGCCGCUGUCCAGCCGGUUUCUGGGAUCGCGAGUUCCCACAAAGGCUGUUAAGGCCGUGCAGGUGAAGGGGAACUGGAAGGCUGGUGCUGCGCGCGCCACUGCCACUGCCGAUCCGUCAACAUCCACCUAUGUCGUGCCGGAUCUUGAUCGCGCUGACGCGCUGAUGCUGUACGAGGACAUGGUGCUGGGACGUACCUUCGAGGACAUGUGCGCUCAGAUGUAUUACCGCGGGAAGAUGUUUGGCUUCGUUCACCUGUACAACGGUCAAGAGGCCGUCUCUUCCGGUAUCAUCAAAUACUUGCGACAGGACGACUACGUUACCAGCACAUACCGUGACCACGUGCACGCGCUGAGCAAGGGCGUGCCGGCGCGCGAGGUGAUGGCAGAGCUGUACGGCAAGACGACGGGGUGCUGUCGCGGGCAGGGCGGGUCCAUGCACAUGUUCUCCAAGGAGCAGGGCGUGCUCGGUGGCUUCGCCUUCAUCGGCGAGGGCAUCCCCGUCGCUGUCGGUGCAGCGUUCACUGUGAAGUACAACAAGGAGGUGCUCAAGCAAGACGCGGACCAGGUUUCAGUGGCGUUCUUCGGCGACGGCACGUGCAACAACGGCUCCUUCUACGAGUGCCUCAACAUGGCGGCGCUCUGGAAGCUUCCGGUGAUCUUCGUGGUGGAGAACAACCUGUGGGCCAUCGGCAUGAGCCACCUGCGCUCCACGUCGGACCCCGCCAUCUGGAAGAAGGGCCCCGCGUUCGGCAUGCCCGGAGUCCACGUGGACGGCAUGGAUGUGCUCAAGGUGCGCGAGGUGGCACUGGAGGCCAUUGAUCGCGCCAGGCGGGGCGACGGCCCGACGCUGAUUGAGUGCGAGACGUACCGCUUCCGCGGUCACUCCCUGGCCGACCCCGAUGAGCUUCGCUCCCCUGAGGAGAAGGCUAAGUAUGCCGCUCGCGACCCCAUCAUCGCGCUGAAGAAGCACAUCCUGGAGACGGGGCUCGCCACCGAGGCCGACCUCAAGGCAAUUGAGAAGAAGAUUGACGAUGUCGUGGAGGAUGCUGUUGAGUUUGCUGAUGAGAGCCCACUGCCGGAGCGCCACCAGUUGCUGGAGAAUGACGUCGGGGACGACUACGUCGAGCGCGUGGCGGACGAAGAUUACGGCACCGACCCCGGCGCGGAAUCCGCCGGGGCCGUCGGCUUUGGCGACUCCGGGUCUGGCGGAAUGACCCUUCCGCCGGGCUUCCCCGGCGCAGCGGGAGGCGCAACCCCCGGCAACGCGGGGAGCGCGGGCAACGGUCCCGCGACCAGCCCCGGCGCCGGCCCAGCGGAGAACCCGCCGGCGGAUUCCGCCGGAGAGGCGAUAGACGACCUGACCAUCCCCGCCACCCCCGGCACUUCCGCUCCCGACGUGCCCGACGUUCCCGCCGAUUUCCCCGAUACCAGCUCGCCGAUCAGCGCGCUGUUCGACCUGGCGCUAGAGGGGCAAGAUAUGGAGCUCGCGCGCACGCUCCAGCCGCAGCCGCUCCCCGCGGAUGCGCCCGCGGAGGUGAAGAAGUUCGUCGCCGCCAUGGAGGCGGGCGCGGCCGCGGCCGCGGCCGCGGGGGCGAAGGGGACGGACGCGCCGGGGCGCAAGCUCGCGGGCGUGCCUGCGUGGAAGGCCAGCCCGCGGACCAACAACUCGACGCCCUUCGGCUUCUACCCCUAUGACGUCCCCAAGUUCCACCCCCUGUUUGGCAUGUCGGUGAAGGCCAAGAACGGCACCUGGUACACAUACGUCAAUCUGAGGACCCAGUGGCGCGGCACCUUUGACUGGGCCACGGGCUUCUGGACCUGCCGUUUCACGGCGCCUCACCCCAAGAAUGGCUUUAAUUGCAAAGCGGAUGCUACCUGCCCGGGCUGCCCUUAUUGCCGCGGCUGGCGCUGCUUCCGCAACAUGCACCUGCCCACCUACGGCUCCCCCAACGGCCAAACGUACGUGAAUAGCCUCAUGGCUGCUGCUCAACGCCCCAAGGAGUACGGAGUGUGCCGCUACGCCGGCUCUCCCAACGGAACGUGCACGUACGACCGGUCCAAUGGCAGAGGCAUUGGCCUCAUUGUCCCCGGCCUUACACCCUCUGCGCCCAAGAAACCCUAA